Paramecium tetraurelia is the source of this 1182-nucleotide messenger RNA. RefSeq lists its product as uncharacterized. The transcript is spliced from 4 exons. The record is from RefSeq and is a predicted model, not a curated record. NCBI's taxonomy places the organism in Eukaryota, Ciliophora, Oligohymenophorea, Peniculida, Parameciidae.
AUGAGUUCAACACUUAGAUCUGAUUAGAUUAUUUAUUUUGGAACCUCAAAUACUCCAUAAAUUCCUUGUCGAUUUCAUGAGGACUAUACUAUUCAAAAUUUUUGCAAGAAACAAGAUUGCAGUUUACCAAUGUGUCCUGAAUGUAUAAAGAUUCAUUCGGAAGAACAUGAACAAGAAAGAGUAACAAGUGAUAUUGAUUUAUUCUCUAAUUGCUUGACUGAAUAAUAUAAUAAGUCAUUGGAAUAUCUUAAUCUUUGGGCAAUAGAUGUUUAAGAAUCCAGUAAUUUUUAAGAAGAGGUAUUAAAGGCACAGGAGUUUUAGCUCUCAAGGUUUUAGGAGGCUAAGAAACAAUUUUAUAAGGUUAUAGACGACUAUUUUAGAAUUCUUGAAUCUACGAUUACAGCUGAAACCCAAAAAUCAAAUCAAGAUUUAAUUAAGUUGGUUAGAUCCAGACACAGAAUAGAAUAUUUGGAAUGGAAAACUUUGCAUGAAAAUUUACAAAAACUCAAUUCAGACAAGUGCUUACCUCCAUUAAUUCAGAUAUAUUCAGAUCCAAGAUAAACACCCUAAGCAAUUUAUUAAAGAAAUCAUUAGGAACAUGUUGAAUAAUUGAAUAAACUAAAAUUAAACAUUAGAUAAGUGGUUGUUAAUGAUAAUCUAAACUAAAUCCUUACCUUAUUAAAAUAAUACAUUUACAUAACAGCUCCAGUGUAGGAUUCUUAAAUUUAAUAAAUAUAAUUAACUAAUACUGUUUAACCAAUUUUAUAAACCUAGUAAAUAGUGUAAGCUUAACCAAUGGUGCAAACUUAAGCAAUUGUUUAAACUCAACCUGUUGUGAAUUAAGCAAUUAAUCAAAAUAAAUAUCAAUCAAGGGUUAUACAACCUUUUAGUGCCAUCAGAGAGUACACGCCUCUAUAGCCUGUUUUGUAUUAACAACCACCACUGGUCCCUAUUGAACCUUUGCAAAUAUAUCCUUAGCAGUUUUAUCAUCCACACCCUGUUUUAUAAGAACCUAUGGUAAGACCAGGUCUGCCAGGUUAAUAAUCAACCCCUCCACAGAUCAUAAGAUCUCCUGUAAAAAAUUUAUAACCAGUUCCUGAAGCAGUGCCUUUAAAUGGAUAACUAAGAGAGACGAUGGCACAAAGAUAUUAUGAUUAAAUGUUAAAAAAUGAAAUAAAGUGA